Aspergillus tanneri is the source of this 1248-nucleotide messenger RNA. RefSeq names its product Zn(II)2Cys6 transcription factor domain-containing protein. Gene Ontology annotation, biological process: regulation of DNA-templated transcription. Gene Ontology annotation, molecular function: DNA-binding transcription factor activity, RNA polymerase II-specific; zinc ion binding. Lineage: Eukaryota; Fungi; Ascomycota; Eurotiomycetes; Eurotiales; Aspergillaceae. The transcript has a single exon. The record is from RefSeq and is a predicted model, not a curated record. The coding region runs from base 1 to 1248 and encodes 415 amino acids.
AUGCUGGCAACAGACCACUCGGACUCCUCACAGCGGAUGUCGAAGCGACGUCUAGCUUGUGAGCGAUGCCGGAACCAGAAGCUCAAGUGUAUUCGGCGAGAUGAGAACGGUUUCGAGCCCUGCUUGAGGUGUAUGCAGGCUCAGGCGGAGUGCAUCAUCAGUCUGCGAAAGACGCCAGGCCGUCCUGCUGGGCGAAAUAAUCCUUCAGGUCAACACAAUUACACUCGGGUGGAUCAGGACACCCGACCCAUGUGCUUGGAUAGUAGCAAGGCACUCGAUUCCGGGUUUGUCCCAGGUAAUGGGUCAAUCAUAUCUGAAGACCUCUUUGAGGUCCCUUCCGACUUUUCUUUGGAGGGCAGCGGAAGUGACCCUGCGACGCUCUUCUCGUCGGGAUCGCCCCAGAUGUAUAUUCAAGACUUUCCGGACCCUCUGCUCAAAUAUCCCGAGCCAGCGACAGAUUUCCCAUUUACAUGGAGUUCUUCUGGUGACUCAAGUGUCGGCCGCCAAUCAUUUCACCUUCUAGACCAAAACUCUGAUCCUGGAUUCCAACUAUCACGUCUGCAACAAAAACUCUCCAAGCAACUGUUCCUCCUCCGGUCGUUAUCAUGGGACAUUACAGCUGUUAUGAAAUUGGACAGCGGCCCCUGCAGUUAUCAAAGACAGACAUGCGACGGAAGUCGGGAGUUCAACCCCCUCACCAGCACAUUUGAGGCCAUUUCAGAGUUUGAGCAUAUCCUCAAUACCGUAAGGAGUAUGACCACUCGCAGGGAGCAACAGGGAACUCCAGGCUUUCCACAGCAAAUGAACAUCUCUUAUUCGUUAACUGCCAUGUCUUGUUAUUUGCAGCUCGUCUUUAUAUAUGAUUGCAUCUUUUCAUACGUCCUCGAGCAGGCAUCAAGCAACCCAGUUGUGAGGGAUUUCAUCCUGCAUUCAACGCCAAAGGUUUCACUGGGAGGAUUCGUGGUACCAUCUCCAAAAAAUGUCUUCGGUCGAUUAUUUGUACAACUCAUGCAGCUCAAAAUAAGACCCGUCGAGUCUGCAUUGGGCCUUCCUGAAGACUGUUGUAUCUCAAAGGAACCAAACUGUGAUAGUGUUUCCGGAAGAGCUGGGCUUCUCUGCGGCAAGCAAGGAGAAUCACUUUUGGCGGCUUUGAAAGAAUCGGACGUUGAGGAAUCGAAUGAUGCAAAGACAUCAGGUGUUAUAGAAGCACUGAAAGACAAAAUGACGAGAAUAGAGUCACUUACGUAG